UGACCUAUUCAGACUCUGGGGCUUCAGUCCCCGGCGCCACCCGCGGGAUGGGCUCCGAGGUAGCUCAGCUGCUGGAGGCUGCUGACUUCGCCGCUCAGAAGCACCGACAGCAGCGACGGAAAGAUCCUGAAGGGACUCCCUACAUCAACCACCCCAUCGGUGUGGCCCGGAUCCUAACCCAUGAGGCGGGAGUCACUGACGUUGUGGUGUUGCAGGCGGCCCUGCUCCACGACACAGUAGAAGACACAGACACUACCCUGGAUGAGGUAGAGCUGCACUUUGGAGCACAGGUUCGGCGUUUGGUGGAGGAGGUAACAGAUGACAAGACUCUGCCCAAACUGGAAAGAAAGCGGCAACAGGUAGAGCAGGCACCCCACAGCAGCCCAGGGGCCAAACUGGUGAAGCUGGCAGACAAACUAUACAAUUUGAGGGACCUGAAUCGCUGCACCCCUCAAGGAUGGUCAGAACAGCGAGUCCAGGAAUACUUCGAGUGGGCAGCACAGGUGGUGAAGGGGCUUCAAGGAACGAACCAGCAACUGGAAGAGGCACUAAAGCAGCUGUUCGAGGAGCGAGGGCUGACUCUUUGAGCGGUGUUUGGUGACAUGCAUGGCUCCAGCAAGGCCCAGCAAAAUGGGAUUCUUACUGUUGCUUUCAGAGCCAACCCCAUCUCUCACAUUCCUUCACCCAACGCAUACAUUACAGGCUAAAAACGUCUGCAUUUUCUUACUCAGCUGAGCCCCAAAUAUGGAAAUCAGAUAUACCCAUGUACUCACAGCCUUUCCUCAAGUCUUGGGUCUUUCUGUUCGCUAUUUUACAUGGUAGGACCUCUGGCCCCUCAGGGACUUCGGAUUGUGUAAACUUUGGUUUGUAAGCCAUGGAAAAUAAAGUACUUAGGGUAAAGUUUAAA
Messenger RNA from Cricetulus griseus (Chinese hamster), 907 nucleotides. NCBI's taxonomy places the organism in Eukaryota, Metazoa, Chordata, Mammalia, Rodentia, Cricetidae. The record is from RefSeq and is a predicted model, not a curated record.